AUGUUUUUCUUCUUACUAAGCGCCAUAUUUAUAGCAAGCGGCGGGGGCGCGCAAUUGGGAGAGACGGACAACUGCGACUCUAGCGAGCUGAACGUGUGUGUGGAACAAAUCCCCCGUACCCCCAUCGGCCUGCCCAAAACCAAGGAGGAGCUAGACGCGCAUUGCACAGCUUACCAAACGGGCAUGGCAUGUAUGGACUCGUGGAUCAAGCGAUGCCUACCCACAGACGGGCAAAAACUGGUACAUCAGCAAAUCGGCGGCGCCCGCGCCCUUAUGCGGUUCCUUUGCACCAAUGAAACUGCGUUAAGAAGAGAAUUUCUGAAAGAGCCUUCUUGUUGGGCGCGCGUGUCUCCGGACUGGACACACUGCGUCGACGAGCUGCAAAGCGCCGUGCGGGAAAUCACCGACCGCUCCCAGCAACUCUCCUAUUUCAACAAGAACUCAGACCUGUGCUGUGCCCGAGACGCAUUUAUAACAUGCGUUGCGCACGCUGGCCGUUCAUGCUCUGCAUCGGCUGGCACUCUUCUCCGGCGCAUGGCGUGGGUACUGGCUCAGGACGUGGCUGCAUGUACGCAACAACCCCGCGCUUACUGCUCUUCUCCACCCCCACUAUUCGCUGCACCUCUUCUUACAGCGAUUUCCGGCAUUAUACUUUAUCCACCACGAUUCUAAAGUUUUAAAACCAGACUAAAGGACGGACACCGAAGUCAUUCCAUAAACAGCUCCGUCUUAUCAAUUUUGGUUCGGAACACCAAUAUGGAUGGAAUUUAAAGCUGUAAGAGCUAAAGACAAUCGAGAUUGCUCAGAAAAAGACAGUGGAGAGGAUUGAUACAUUUUAUUUAUGGUUAAAAGUUACCUACAUUUUAAAAGAAGUUCUGAUUUAUAAACAAAUCUAAACGUCUUGUUAUCAAUUCCGUAAGGAUUGUACGAUUUUGCAUCUUUUGCAAAUACGGAACGCCAUAAUUUUAAGAUAGUUGUGAAGUAUUAUAUCUGCCAGAUAUUGUUUGAAAUAUAUCUCGAAAGUACCUAUACUAGUCCGCGGCGUUCAAAUUUGAAAAGAAGUAACAGAAAUUUAAUGAUUCGUAAAGUGAUUUCAAACAGAGUUUAUUUUUAAAUAUGAGUAUGAAGGUAACGUAUAUGUUCUUUUGCAUUUUGAUACCUAUUGAGCAAAAGUAAUUCAUGCAACGUAACAUGAAGUGCCAAGUGUUUUAAUGGUGCACAGUAAAACAAAACUUUAAUUGAUGGUCUAUUGGAUCGAACAUAUAGAUAUGAUAUGAUACAUUAUGUAAUUUAAAAUGGACAAAAUGGCUCAAAUUUAUAGCACGCAAAGUCACUAAUUACUGCGUGCAAAUUAUUGUGAGUACUUAUAUUCGGAAAAUAUUUAAGAACUAGGUUCAUGUCUGUUGUGCAAUCGCCAAUCAUAUUUGUUUAGCGUCGUCACUUUAACACUACGACUACACAACAUUAACUCUUCCCUUUUUAUCUAUUGAGUUGGCCAAAAAGUCCGUGUGAUAUCAAUGAAAAAUAUAAAAAUGUGUAUAAAACUUUAAUCAAUUAUUAUUAUGUAUUGGCCAUGGUGAUCUAUAAUCUUUUGCUAUGAUUAUGAAUAGAAAAAUCGAACAGUAAGAAAAAAUUCCUUCGAUCUGGCUGGGUGCGAAGCAGCGUCUUUCAGCAAACCGUACUAGACGCUAAGCCAACUAAGCCACGAAAUGAACCAGCGAAUCUUACGAAGUUUUGUAUGUGCUUAUUGCAGAUCUUAGUUUUUGGUUUUUAAGGAUUUUUUGCCAAAGGCCAUCUGUGAGAAA
Molecule: messenger RNA, 1805 nt
Organism: Hyposmocoma kahamanoa
Lineage: Eukaryota; Metazoa; Arthropoda; Insecta; Lepidoptera; Cosmopterigidae
Exons: 5
Coding region: 1-672 (223 amino acids)
Source: RefSeq, a predicted model, not a curated record